CUUGUAUCCUGAUAUAAUUUUCGUGCAUGCAUAUAUUGAUUUUGAAAUGUCUGAAGCUGAAUUUGAGAGAACUAUGGCAUUUUAUGAGAGGCUUUUGAACCGUACAAAACGCUUGAAGUUGUGUGAAUUAAUUACGUCAAAUUUGAGGCAUCUGCUAUAUAUGGAAGAGGGACUUCAAGAAUCUCCUCUUCCUUCUCAGUAUGUGUUGAGGGUCAUAUUUUCGGCUGCAUUUUCGUUCAAGCUUAUUCGGAUUAGUUUAUUGAUUUCGAGCCAACCACUCUCCCCAUCUUUCUCUGCCAUUUUUCGAACCCUUCAUCUGUUUUACUUAUUUUUCAAAAUGGGCUGCGACGAGAGCAUGAAAAUCGAAAUCGAAAACCUCACCCGAGAGCGCGACGCCGCGAGGAAGGAGGCGCGAGCUCUGGAGCAGACCCUGGCCGCUAAGGAGCUCGAAAGAUUGAAUCUUGACGAGAAUCUGCGCAGAUGCCGGAGGAAUUGCGAGGAUCUUCAGGAGACGGUGGCUCGCCUGGUCGAGGAGAAUAAGGUUUCGGGCGACCGUGAAAAACGGGCAGAGGAGCGAUGCGAGAGAAUCGCCGCCGAGAAUCAGAAAAUAGCAUCGGAAAGGAACGCCCUUUUUUCCGAGCUGAGCGCGAAAAUCAGAGAGCUCAAAGAUAAGAACUUGGAAGCCGAUUGUCUGGUGGGAGUUUACCAGGAGAAAUGCAGGUGCUUGGAGAACGAUGCUGAGAAAAUGAGCCAAGAAAUUGAGAGGUUGAAGGGUGAAAUUCUUGAGGCGAAUAAGAUUGUUGAUAGCUUGGGGUCAAUGAAAAUGGAGUCGGAGAAGGCGGCCGAGCUGUACAAGAGCCGGCUCGAGAAUCUUUCUCCGAGAAUCAGUAGGAUCGAGGAGGAUAUAGCCGUUAUGCUGACGGUGAAAGUGGGUGAUCUUGCUGGUUUAUCGCACAACUUGGGAAGUUUUUUUGUCGAGGGUGAUGGGGGGAAUUUGAACUUACUGGAUUGUUGGGGCAAAUGUGAUAUUUCGGGGAAUGGCAGCACGCCGGAGGAUGCAGAAGCUGUUGUUUUAGGCGAAUUAAAUUCAACCGUGGGUGAAAAUUGCAUGAAUUUUUUGGAGAGUCAAUCUUCUAUCAGCAAGAGAAGCAAGCGAACCCAAACAGAUUGCACGGAUGAUCAUCUAAUUGCAAGUUGGUCUACUAAAAGGAGAAGGAACAAAUGCACAGGCAAUGGGGAUAAUGUCUCGAUUAAUGAGAAGGAAAAAGAAGUUUCCGGAUUGACUCAUGAUAAAAUGAGUGGAGAAUGGACGUGCGAAGCCGACAUGUUGCGUGCCUUUCGAGAGGACGAACAGCUCUGCAUGAAUGCUGUGUGUGCCCUUUAUAGACAACAAACAAAAUCUAAAGGAUGUUCGAAUUCGUCUGGAAAUGGAGUAUUCAGUCCUGUUGAUUUAUUCAGUGGAUCUUCUCUGGCUGAGUAUCUAAUUGAUGGCGAUAAGGAGCUGAGGCUAAAGAAAUCGGCCUCGGAAGUGAAAAAAAUACGUCCUCAGGCAAUCAACCAAUGCAGAAAGCUUGCCACUAUAUAUGUCGAGAAGCUCUUUGCUAUUUAUCGCUCAGGGGAGGAUCCUCUGUUUGGCCAGUGA
Striga hermonthica is the source of this 1642-nucleotide messenger RNA. The record is from the annotation of a GenBank genome assembly. NCBI's taxonomy places the organism in Eukaryota, Viridiplantae, Streptophyta, Magnoliopsida, Lamiales, Orobanchaceae.